Angiostrongylus costaricensis is the source of this 831-nucleotide messenger RNA. Lineage: Eukaryota; Metazoa; Nematoda; Chromadorea; Rhabditida; Metastrongylidae. The record is from the annotation of a GenBank genome assembly.
AUGAGCGGUUGCAUCGCUCUUUUACCGCCACCCGAAGAUCGUCUAAAGCAAUGGGCAAAGUUGGAAGUGCUACCGGAUACUGAGGCAACAGCAGCUCUUGCACAAUUAGCUCUCCAUCGACCAGAGACGACUGACAUCAGCAACAUAAAAAAAACGUUCGUUCCGAUGAAGCACGAUUUGAAGCGAUCUACAUCAUUGGAAUGGUCAGGAAAGCUGUUUCAAGUGCCGACGAAACCGAAGUUGCGCUUCAUUUCGUAUAUGGACUGUCAGGAGAUGACAGUUGCUGUGCAAGAUAUCGAUAAAGUUAAAGAGGAUCUUAAAACUGUGUCAGCAUCACUGGAACGAAAGGGAAUAUGCAAGCAAUUCGCAGAGAAAAUAGACAAAGAAAAUGAUGUAGAGUGCAAACGGCUGCAAAGAAAUGUAUCAGCGGAAGAGUUGACUGCGCCGGUGUCGUAUGUUGUUCAUAAAGUCGUCUGCGAACGAAAACUCACUCCAAUUCCAAGAGAUCUGGUUCCACCACAUCCACCACAAACGGUUCGCUAUGCUCUCUUCGAACCGGUGAACUGGAUCUAUGAUGGCUGUAUAACGGAGGAAGAGUUUGACGAAAAAGUAUUGCUCCAGUCAUGGUCCAGCGAAAGCUAUUUUGGCGCGCUAAGAUUUGAAAAGCCGUUCUUAAUGCGAUUUUAUCUUCUUGAGGCGAUUUCACUUUAUGUGCCACAGAAACCGUUACUGAUGAGGAGUGUAGUAUUCUACCGCACAGUUGGUCAAUUUCUUGCAGUUGUACUGCACAGUUACAAAUAUAUGACUUCGGCCUCGUUUCAUAACUAUUAA